GAUCAACGUUUACUUGCAUGAAUACGGGCCAUCCAGCUGGUGUGUUCCCGCGCACCCAGCCGGUCCUUUUCCCCUCCGAUGAACAAUUGUAUGUAGAUAAACAGACGGCUAUAACCCCGUCCAGCUGCGAUUUUCCCAUUCCCUCCACCUCAAGUUUGAAGCCACCAUGAUCUUGCCCGCGCUCCCGCUCCUCCAGCUGCUGCUGCUGCUUUCCGCCUUCCCAGCGGCCCUGGGACAAAAGGAUCCCCGGCCGCUCGUCGACUCCUCCAAGCUCCGGCGGCAGCUGACUCGCAGUGCGCUCCUCUCACACGCGCACAAGCUCAGCUCCUUCGCCUUCGCGCGCGGCGCGGGCGGCAACCGCGGCUUCGGCGGGCCGGGACACAACGCAACGAUCAACUACGUGCACGACCUCGUCGCCGCCACCGGCGCAUAUGACGUGUACCUGCAGCCGUUCGCGGAGCGGUACGCGGCGGCGAAUGGGUCCUUCGCUGUCGACGGCGAGGACGUGCUGUUCUAUCCAUCCCGCGGCUCGCCGAGGGCUCGAGGGAUGAAGGCGCUGCUGGCGCAAGUGCGAGGCGAGGGGUGUACUGCCGAUGAUUAUCCGCCCGAUGUUGAGGGGAAGAUCGUGCUGUUCAUGCGCGGGAAUUGCACGGUCACCCAGAAGAGCAACUUGGCGUUCCAGGCCGGCGCCGUGGGCUGUAUCAUCUACAACAGCGUCCCCGGCACCGUCCUCGAUGGCCGCCUCCUUUCUGUGCCCAACAUCGUGCCGACGGGGGCGAUCUCGCUUUCCGACGGCCUGGAGCUGAUUGAGCAACUGGCAGCGGGGGAGAAGCUGGUCGGCGAGCUGGAUAUCGACUCGUUCGCCGAGGACCGUGUCUCGUACAAUGUCAUCGCCCAGACUAAGAGCGGAGAUCCCAACAAGGUCGUCGUCGUAGGCGCGCAUUCGGAUUCGGUGCCGCUGGGCCCUGGCAUAAAUGAUAACGGAAGUGGAACGAUUGGUAUUUUGGAGCUGCUGCUUAAGUUGAAGGAUUUCAAACUCAAAAAUGCUGUACGGUUCUGCUGGUUCUCUGCCGAAGAAUUUGGCCUACUCGGCGCGCACCGCUACGUUGAGAACCUGACGCCAGAGGAAAAUCUCAAGAUUGCCAUGUACAUAAACUCCGACAUGAUCGGCUCUCCCAACUACGUACUUAGCGUAUACGACGGCGACGGCAGCGCCUUCAACCUUUCCGGGCCUGCCGGAAGCGCCGAGAUCGAGGACACGCUGACCUCAUACUUCACCUCAGUGGGGCGGCCCUCUGUCCCAACCGCGUUCACGGGGCGUAGCGACUACGGCCCGUUCCUGACUGCGAACAUCCCGUCGGGCGGGCUAUUCACCGGCGCCGAAGGCAUCAAGACGCGCGAAGAGGCGGCGCUCUUUGGCGGAAAGGCCGGCGAGCCGUAUGAUGCUAACUAUCACCAGCCUGGCGAUACCGUUAGGAAUCUGGACCUUGGAGCACUGGUGGAAAAUACUAAGGCCAUUGCGUGGCUGGUCGCGAAGUAUGGUAGGAGUCUGGAGGGAUUUCCGAGGAGGACGCUGCCGAGGGAGAGGGAUAGGUGGGCGGCGGCGGAGUGGACCGAGGGAACGCACGGGAAGUUCGCGAGCCAUGAUCACGCGGCUGAGGGCGGGUGUGGGGAUGGUCUCUAUUAGGUGCCUAUUUAGGUACGUAGUGGACAUGUGAACGGUUAUGUAGACUCUAUGUAGAGAACGAAGUGUUUGUAAAACUCCGA
Tricharina praecox is the source of this 1767-nucleotide messenger RNA. RefSeq lists its product as uncharacterized. The record is from RefSeq and is a predicted model, not a curated record. Gene Ontology annotation, molecular function: metalloexopeptidase activity; aminopeptidase activity. NCBI's taxonomy places the organism in Eukaryota, Fungi, Ascomycota, Pezizomycetes, Pezizales, Pyronemataceae. Gene Ontology annotation, biological process: proteolysis. The transcript has 5 exons. Bases 167 to 1687 code for a protein of 506 amino acids.